Zingiber officinale is the source of this 750-nucleotide messenger RNA. RefSeq lists its product as uncharacterized. The record is from RefSeq and is a predicted model, not a curated record. The transcript is spliced from 4 exons. Bases 159 to 518 code for a protein of 119 amino acids. Lineage: Eukaryota; Viridiplantae; Streptophyta; Magnoliopsida; Zingiberales; Zingiberaceae.
ACUUUUCUGAGCGUGGCCAUAAACCCUUGAGAGCACCGUCGGCCGUCGCCUCCUCUCUGAAGGUGCGGGCUUUUGCGCCCUAUCGGCCGCCGAAAUCGAUGUUCGUUUGCGACCCAUGGAUCCCUCUUUGAAUCGUUCGGCAGCAGAGGUCGAGGAAGAUGAGUGGGAGUACUAGAUGUCAAAAAGGAAGGAGCUGCGUUCUUAUUCAUCAUUCCAACAUUUCAAUCAACUUUAGUUGCAUUUAUGUUACAGAUACUGAUGGAUUUGUUAUCCCAAGCUUGACUAUCGAGGAUUCAGAUUUUGCCAACACAAAUGUGCCUGCAGUAACAGAACCUAUACCUCACGAGACGACAACCAAAGAAACUGAGAAAAUCUAUUUGGGGCCUCAUGGUGCUCCUCCUCAAGCCAAGCAGCAAGAAUCAAAUGCAACUGGCCAUAAGCAGCGGUCCAAACAUAAACUGAGGGAAGCAGACCAAAGGUGGCAUUCAGGAAUAGGGCGCGGCGCGAGAACAAGAUAGAGACUUCAACAAUGGCAACGUACCAAUUGGUUAGAACCACAUUGCCAUGAUUCUCUGUUUGACAAGCAUUAGCAUUAUUAUUAUUAUUAUUAUUAUUAGACUGGUUUUCUAAGACCAUCUACUGCAUCACCUAAGUGGUCACCUGCUGUUUAGCUGCAUGGGCUUUUAUCGUCAUUGUCGACACUGGAUCUUAGUUGUUAAAUUGAAAAGCAGAACUUUUGUUUGGUUUUCA